AUGGGUUCGAUCUCAGGUCCAGGCUUUGACGUGUUCAACGGCUUUUACAACACCAUCAAUGGCAAAUCGACCACCACGGAGCAAACCAGACACGGCAUCAACCCCGCGACUGGCAAGCCCAAUCCAGAAGUGCCCGUCUCGACCCAGAAGGAUGUCGAUGAUGCUGUAGCUGCUGCCAAGGAAGCAUUCAAGACCUGGUCCAAGACUCCUUUCGAGAAGCGAAAAGAGGCUGUCCUGGCCUUCGCCGAUGCCCUGGACAAGUACUCCAAUGACUUUGGAAGGCUCCUGACCCAAGAGCAAGGAAAGCCACUUCAAUUCGCCGUUGGCGAGAUCCAGACCGGUGUCCACUGGCUCCGAGCCCUGUCCAAUCUCGAACUGAAGGAGGAGGUGGUGGAAGAGAACGACGAGAAGAAGAUCAUUGUCCGCUAUACACCUCUCGGAGUCGCCGUGGGCAUCGUACCGUGGAACUUCCCCGUCCAUCUCGCCUGCGGCAAGAUUGCUCCCUCACUCCUGACUGGCAACCCCAUCAUCAUCAAGCCAUCGCCCUUCACCCCAUACUGCGACUUGAAGCUCGGCGAACUCGGCCAACAAUUCUUCCCUCCUGGUGUCCUCCAAGUCCUGAGCGGUGAUGACAACCUGGGACCCUGGCUUACGAGCCAUCCUGGCCCCGACAAGAUCAGCUUUACUGGCUCGACAUUUACUGGAAAGAAGGUUAUGGAGAGCGCAGCCAAGACCUUGAAGCGAGUGACUUUGGAACUGGGUGGUAAAGAUCCGGCCAUCGUCUGCAAGGAUGUUGAUAUCAACGCCGUUGCCCAAAAGAUUGCUACCCUUGCCUUCCUCAACUCGGGCCAGAUUUGCUUGGCCAUCAAGCGCAUUUAUGUUCACGAGGAUAUCCACGACCAGUUCAGGGAUGCCAUGGUUGCGUUCACCAAGCAACUAAAGGUUGGUGACGGUACCGAGGAGGGAGUCUUCCUUGGACCCAUUCAGAACAAGAUGCAAUACGAAAAAGUCAAGACCUUCUUCAGCGACAUUGAAAAGGAGAAGUGGAACGUCGCAGUUGGUGGGAAGAACGAGGACAAACCCGGUUACUUCAUCACGCCUACCAUCAUCGACAAGCCCGCGGAUGACUCCAGAAUCGCCACCGAGGAACCAUUCGGCCCCAUUGUCCCGCUGAUGACCUGGUCUGACGAAGACGAUGUCAUUGCUCGCGCCAACAAUACCAAGAUGGGCCUCGGUGCUUCGGUGUGGUCUAACGACUUGGAUCAAGCCACUCGCAUCGCCCGACAGAUUGAUGCUGGUAGCGUCUGGGUUAAUACCCAUCUUGAGGUCGACCCCAACGCGCCUUUUGGUGGCCACAAGGAGAGCGGUCUCGGUUUCGAAUGGAGUCUUGCUGGUCUCAAGGCGUACUGCAACGUUCAGAGCCUGUACUUGAAGAAGACCACCUCAUAA
Messenger RNA from Fonsecaea nubica, 1449 nucleotides. RefSeq lists its product as hypothetical. The coding region runs from base 1 to 1449 and encodes 482 amino acids. Gene Ontology annotation, molecular function: aldehyde dehydrogenase (NAD+) activity. The transcript has 5 exons. NCBI's taxonomy places the organism in Eukaryota, Fungi, Ascomycota, Eurotiomycetes, Chaetothyriales, Herpotrichiellaceae. The record is from RefSeq and is a predicted model, not a curated record.